Messenger RNA from Mesorhabditis spiculigera, 1251 nucleotides. Lineage: Eukaryota; Metazoa; Nematoda; Chromadorea; Rhabditida; Rhabditidae. The record is from the annotation of a GenBank genome assembly.
AUGGACAGAUGGCGCGGGUUCGAGGAAGACUACAAUCAAAUGAUGGCCCACAGCUCGCUAAAGCGGAAAUAUGAAAAAAUUUCCUCCGUCAAUAGCAUACUGGACAAAUACCGUCAUUUGGACCAGAGCGGACUGGUGCAGGUGAAAUACGUCUGGAUUGACGGCACUGGCGAAUUCCUACGGUGCAAGUCAAAGACGUUCGACUUUGAGCCAACCAGUCCCGAUCAACUCCCGAUUUGGAAUUUUGACGGGACUUCUACAGGUCAAGCAAUCGGAGAUCAAAGUGAUGUUUUCAUACGGCCGGUUGCACUUUACCGCGACCCCUUCCGACCUGGACCGAACAAGCUUGUGCUUUGCGAGACGCUGGAUAGGAACUACGAUCCCACGCCAACCAACAACCGCAAGAAAUGCCUAGAAGUUAUGGAAAAGGCAAAGGAGCAAGUCCCCUGGUUCGGACUCGAGCAAGAAUAUACCCUGCUCGAUCUCGACAAGCACCCCUACGGAUGGCCAAAACUUGGAUACCCGGCUCCUCAAGAGCACAAGAUCCGUGCCACCGUCUCGGACUCGCCGAAAAAGCACCCAUCCCAGAUCGUGAUUCGGCCGUACUACUGUGGCGUCGGCGCGGAUAAGGUGUACGGCCGCGAGAUCGUCGAAGCGCACUAUAGGGCCUGCAUGUACGCUGGCAUCCGAAUCUCCGGUACAAAUGCAGAGACCAUGCCUGCGCAGUGGGAGUUCCAAAUCGGGCCCUGCGAGGGCAUCGAAGCCGGGGAUCAGCUGGUGAUGGCACGGUUUAUUCUCCAUAGGGUUUGUGAAGAUUUUGGAGUCGUCUGUACGCUGGACCCGAAGCCGAUUCUCGGGGAUUGGAACGGCGCCGGAUGUCACUGCAAUUUUAGCACAAAGGGGAUGCGCGAAUCGGGAGGCUAUCCUGAAAUCGAAACCGCCGUCCGGAAGCUGUCUGAAGUGCACCAUCAGCAUAUUGCUUAUUAUGAUCCGCAUGGAGGGCGAGAUAAUGAGAGGAGAUUAACCGGCGCACAUGAGACCGAAACAAUCGAUGCAUUCUCAUACGGCGUUGCGAAUCGCUCGUGCUCGGUCAGAAUCCCGAAGCAGGUCUUCGACGAUCAAUGCGGCUACUUCGAAGAUCGUCGCCCCUCCUCCAACUGUGACCCCUACAACGUGACGGCAGCCCUCGUGAAAACCUGCUGCUUGAAGGGAGAUGAGCGAAAGCUGUCCCUUACUUAUGUUCCCAAUUUU